Molecule: messenger RNA, 1975 nt
Organism: Orbicella faveolata
Lineage: Eukaryota; Metazoa; Cnidaria; Anthozoa; Scleractinia; Merulinidae
Product: COA8 family protein CBG23705, mitochondrial-like
Biological process (GO): intrinsic apoptotic signaling pathway
Cellular component (GO): mitochondrion
Source: RefSeq, a predicted model, not a curated record
CUCUUAGCUUCUUGGUUGUCUAGUUCCGUAUAUGGUUUCAACCUGGAUGAAAGUGGUUCAUAGAAAUAACGCUUUAAUACAACUUUGUGCGAAAAGGAACCUUUUAUAUCGAUCUUUUGUUUUGCCUAAAAGAUGGGAGAGUAACAGCCGUGAAACUGGUUUUGACAAGGGACAUCAGGCUCCUAGGAGUACCUCAACUUCUGGACCGCCAUGUCGUAGCAAGUUUAACUUGGUGGGUCCCCGAGACUACAGAUCGAACAUAAGAAAAAUCAUCUAUGCAAAGUCGAAGGACGAAACUAAGCAAGAAAAAUACUUCAGAGAACAGCAACAAGAAUUGAAUACUUGGCACCAGGAUUUCUGGGAAAAACAAAAUGAAAAAUUCAGUAAGUCAAAAAAGGCAUACCUCCAGUUGAGACCAAGGAACCUGGAAACUGACACAAAUAAGGAGUUAGCUGAUGAAUUGUCAAAAUUUUACAGAGACUUCUUAGAUGGUAACUACAGAGUUCAUUCUCAGUAUCUCAGAGCUUGGUAUCGUAGGAAUUUUCAUUUGCUGUGGACAGGAUUGCAAGUCUCAACCUCAAGAUUCUUCAGUAAAAUCAUUCCAAAGAGAUCAAGAUAGUCCACAAAAAUUGUUAUAGUUAAAGAUGCCUGGUGAACAAUUUUCCAGAGGUAUCUAAUUGAUGACAUCAGUGAGUAAUUGAUAAGUAAUCAAUGGGUAAUCAGUUGAUUAGUCAUUGAUUAUUGCCAAUGAUCAAUGAGUAAUCAAUAAGCCACAAAAUUACUGAUCUACAUGUUUCGAUAUGCUGGUAUGUUGUUUGGCCUUUAGUGUCGGCGUAAUUACGUAAACAAGAACACCUGUUAUGAAGGACAAACAAGUAAAACACAGAUAAAAGAAUUAAGAAAAUAUUGGUACAAAAAAGCAAGAAAUUUGUAAUAUUAGUGCAGAAUGAUAGUUGAUAAGUAAUCAAUAGGUCAUCAAUGAGUAAUCAAUAAUAUCUAUGGCUAAUCAAUGUAAUCAAUGAGUAAUCAAUGACACUGAUGAGUAAUCGAUACGCCACAAAGUUAUUGGGCUUCGAUUACUGAUGGAUCAUUGCCAGUAAUCAAUGAAUAAUCAGUUGAUUACUCUUUGAAUAUUCAUUGAUGUCACUGCUCAUCAAAUAAAAAACCCCUGAAAUUUUUACUCCAGUGAGAAUUAAAUGUUAUUUCGAGGUUGUAAAAAAUGCUUGACAGCCAUUCAAUUCACAUCUGUUCAGUUUAUUCUGCUUGCUGGUUGCAGUACAUUUGUAGUCUGAGACUAAAACUUUUUUGGGAAAAGAAAUUAAUUUUGAGGAUGUUAAAUUAAAAGGGUUUCCAUUUUUUACAAAACAGUUUACGUGAAAUUUAUGAUGUACAAAUGUUAAAUAAUGGUGUACAUUUGUCAGAAUCAACAUUUUUCAAUAGCUUGCAAACACAGAUGGAUUUCUGGUUCUUGUUUCAUGCCACCAAGAAAUACCAGUGGCAUGAAACAAAAGUCAAAACUCUGCCUGCUUUUGCUGGCUAAAAAUUCAAGUACAUGUACUUGCAACAUUUCUUGUUUGCAUCUGUAGUCACAAUAUCUAUUAGAUAAUAAUUAAUAAACUUAAUAAACAUUGAUUCUUGUGAGAAUGUAGCUUCAAGUAGAACAUCUCUAUCACUCAACAGUGAGUUCUCAAGAACAAGGUUGUUUUAUUAUUAAAGUCAGUGUAGUAAAUUCAACUAUUUAUUAUAAGCUUGUGAUCUAUAAAUGAAAAUACUGUUACAUUUAUUGUUAUACUAAUUGUUUCUCUACCGAUAUUUAGCCAUACGGUCAAAGCCUGGGACCUGCUUAUUUCUGGACUUUUCCCUGUUACAGACAUUAAAGCCCUGAUUACUCUAAUUCUGUACCUUGCCUUGGCAUGUUUAAUUAGUUCUUUCAUGAAAAGAAAAAAUGUGAAUAAAAUUUGUAAGCAUUAAAUGA